AUGCUGCAUCCUGCUGUAGAGAAUGGAACAUGGGGUAAAGAAGAAAGAGUGUCAAAUCCAUUCAAACAUGGUGCUGAAUUCGAUCUGAGUGUUCGAGCGCAUGCGGAUAAAUUCGAAAUAUCGGCUAACCACAAGGAAGUUCGUGAAUACAAGAUGCGUCUCCCACUCAGUUCAAUCGAAUACUUCACUGUGACUGGUGAUGUGAGGCUGAAGGGUGUGCACUGGGGUGGUCGUUACUACACUCUUCCGUUCGAAACUCAGUUCCCAGGUGGUCAUCUGAAGAGUGGAGAACGCGUUUUCGUUUAUGGUGAGCCGAAAGGGGAGCAUUUCGCAAUUAACUUCAUUGCACGUAACGGUGAUAUUCUGUUCCAUUUCAAUCCCCGCUUCAAGGAGAAAAAAGUGGUGCGUAAUGCGCAAAUUGGUGGAAUAUGGGGAUUGGAGGAGCGUGAAGGGCCGUUCCCGUUCAAGAAAGAUAUUAGCUUCGAUCUUGCGUUCCUCAAUGAACCUUAUUCUAUCCAGAUAUUCCACGAUGGAGAACGCAUUGGCACAUUUGCGCAUCGAACAAAGGAUCCAGCCAACGAUUACAUGGGACUCAGUAUUGCUGGCGAUCUCGAGCUAACUGGACUUGAAUUUUCACAGCAUUAA
This is a messenger RNA of Anisakis simplex (herring worm), 645 nucleotides long. Lineage: Eukaryota; Metazoa; Nematoda; Chromadorea; Rhabditida; Anisakidae. The record is from the annotation of a GenBank genome assembly.